GCGACGUGGCGUGCCCGACGCUUGCUGUGACGACGACGGCGGCUGGUGGGAGUCUGACGCAGAACGACAUCCGCGGCGGUGGGAGCGCCGUCCCGACACUGCUGAUGGUGGCGCUGCCGCCGCCGUUUCUUUGGGCAAGUGACCCGCAGAUUGGCACGCACCUGAGCUUCGUGCCUGUGUCGACGGCGCAGCCGAGUGGGUUUGGCGGUCCGUGGGGAGCGAUGCUGAGCAACGCGACGUGGGUGCGCAACGCGACGAAUCCGUCUACCGUUCUGGAGCUGGCUGUGCCCGUGCACCGCGGUUACUUCAUUGCUGCCGACGAGACGAUAGUCAUUCGCUGCGACGCUGCGGCAGUGUCUGGCGGCUGCAAGGGUGUGCUGCUUGGUUCCUUCACGAUCAGGUUUGACACGCUGCCCGCCGCAGCCAGCGCUCUCUCGGCGGUCACCGGCGUUGUUGCGGGUGCGGCGGCUGUUGCGGUGGUGGUGACCGGCGGGCUGGGCUCCGUCCUGGAGAUGCAGGCGCUCGGCGUGUUCGCGAGGAUGUCGUGCGCCUCGGCGCAGGAGCGUGCGAGCACCGCUGCGCUGCCGUACUUCCUGUCGGUGUUCGCUGCCCUUGACCCAGUGUGGAUGGUGGUGGGCAACGCGCUGCUCGCCGCUGUGUUCGGGUGCGUGCACUGCGGUGUGACGGCGGCCUUCCAGCGGUGGCGCGGUGUGGACGCGGCGAGUGCGUGGGCGGCGAUGCGCUUCCCGAGCCUGACGUACGUCGUGGCGCACGCGAUGCACCUCGGCAUCUUCUUCGGCUCCGUGCUUGCACUGGCGAUGCCCGACGCCCGCGUGCAGCACCGCGUGAUUGGAGUUGUUGGCGUGCUGUACGGUGUGGCGUUCCCUGCUGGCGUGUGCUACCUGAUUGCCCGCCACACGGGCGCGAGCUUCACGAGGUACUGGCAGUUUUCGAGGAAGCCGCUGCAUGAGCGCCUGCUGUACCCCGUCGGGUAUUGGCACCCCGCGGCGCAGCAGCGGAUGUACGGCGGCAUGCUGACGAACAUGAGGGGCAGCCACGUGUACUGGUGCGUGUUUCGGCUGUCGGCGCUGUGUGUGGUGUGCCUGAUUGCUGCUGUGCACCCGCCCGUGGGAGGCUGCCACGUCCAGUACUUCUGCAUGGCUGCUGUGCUGCUUGCGGGUGCGGGCGUGGUUGCCUUCACGAACAUGAUGCGCUCGGCCUUUCUGACGGUGAUGCACGCGGCGGACUUUGUGCUCCUUGCGGCGCUGUGCGCGGUGAGCGCGGCCAACCACCUUGCGCCGAGCGACGGCGGUGCGAGGGCGUACGUGGCUAUUGUGCUGCUGCUGACGACUGUGGUGCUUGCGGUCACUGUGUACAGCGUCGUUGUGUGGUACGCGGAGGACCGCCACUGGCAGGGGCUGCGCGAGCCGCGGCGUGGUGGGCUGGAGGCACUGCUGCGCGAUGACGAGGAUGGUGACGAAGAGACACAGAAGCCCCACGACGUGACGUUAUCGUCGUAUGCCCCAGGCACCACCGUUGCGUCAUCGUACCGACCACCCGCAGCGCCGCGGCCCGUGGCUGGUGACACCCGCUUAGACGCUCUGAGCCUGUUCGACCGUGCAUCCAGUGCGAGCCGUAUUGAUUGA
Messenger RNA from Trypanosoma cruzi, 1646 nucleotides. Its product is annotated as dispersed gene family protein 1 (DGF-1), putative. NCBI's taxonomy places the organism in Eukaryota, Euglenozoa, Kinetoplastea, Trypanosomatida, Trypanosomatidae. The transcript has a single exon. The record is from RefSeq and is a predicted model, not a curated record. The annotation marks the transcript as partial.